Molecule: messenger RNA, 566 nt
Organism: Plectropomus leopardus (leopard coralgrouper)
Lineage: Eukaryota; Metazoa; Chordata; Actinopteri; Perciformes; Serranidae
Source: RefSeq, a predicted model, not a curated record
UUAGGAGGUUGUGCUGCAUCUCACUUUGCUGCUGCUUCACAGGUGAGAUGUAUGUGUCGGACAAAUGUGGCAGCGACCAGGAUGGAGACGGCACGGAGCAAAAACCUUUCAAAACUCCUCUCAAGGCUCUGAUGUUCGCUGGGAAGGAGCCGUUCCCGACCAUCUACGUAGAAUCACAGAAGGAGGGAGAGCGCUGGGCGGUGAUCUCUAAGACGCAAAUGAAGAACGCAAAGAAGGCCUUUAACCGCGAGCAGAUGAAGUGCGAUGCCAAAGAAAAGAAGGAGGCGGAGGACAACGAGAGGAGAGAGAAGAACCUCGAAGAAGCCAAGAAGAUCGUGAUUGAGAAGGACCCGAGCCUGCCCGAGCCUGAAGUGGUUAAAAUUCAUCAUCUGGAGCCUAAGAGAGGUCAGAGAGUCAAAGUGUUUGGCUGGGUUCAUCGCCUCAGGAGACAGGGGAGGAACCUGAUGUUCAUCGUGCUGAGAGACGGAACUGGUUUCCUGCAGUGUGUCCUCUCUGAUAAACUGGUACAGCUCUAUAGCUUCCUUAUUUUGCACUUUUCACGCUGA